Punctularia strigosozonata HHB-11173 SS5 is the source of this 1527-nucleotide messenger RNA. RefSeq lists its product as uncharacterized. The transcript has 3 exons. Bases 1 to 1527 code for a protein of 508 amino acids. Lineage: Eukaryota; Fungi; Basidiomycota; Agaricomycetes; Corticiales; Punctulariaceae. The record is from RefSeq and is a predicted model, not a curated record.
AUGGUCCGCGUCUCGAAGGUCACCCGAACCUCUACCCGACUAUCUCAUUCACCAGCUAAACUCGAGACUGCCGAAGACAACGCCAGACCAGUCACUCGCGCCGAAAAGCAGCGCGCCUCUACCCUAGUCGAGUUUGGCAACGCCGUGCUGAAACUUGAGGCGACGACGUCCCAGCCUUCGCUCAGAUCGAAUCAUCAUGGCUAUAACCUCCGAUCUACUCGUAAACGAACGUCCGAAGUCUCCCCGCACGACUCAACAAACUCGGUGCGCAGACCUCAAGGCUUAUCAACAGCAUCCGGCGCUCGGCCGCGCACCGAGACCGCUUCAGAUGGGACCAUCAAGAUCACCCCCGCACCCCGUGCAGCGCCUAAGCGCAAACGACCUCCAUCGCCGUCUGUGUUGGAUGAACGCCCUACCAAGGGUCGCCGCAGUAGCGAUGAGGCCCAAACGACAGAGAUCAGGGCUCGUCUCGCUUUGCGACGAGAAAUGCGCACGAUGAGCAAUGAGGCGUCCGCGGUUCGCGAUCUCGUGGCUCAUACUGAAGAGGCUGUGAUUCGGACCAUGGCCAGAGUCAGAGAUCUCCGAAAAGCGACGAGGAAGCUCUGUAAACAGGCAGCGUCAUUCCCAGUGAACACCGCCCUCGAGCCUGAUGUAAUUCGAGAUAGAUCUUCUGCUCCUGCGCGCGGGACACACCGUAUUCAGCCGCCCUCCCCAACACAACCCGCAGAUUCGAGGCACAACCCUCUCGUUAUCACACCUGAUGUAACCUGGCCGCGGUACAACGAUCCGGAGAGAUACUCUCAGGAUUACUCGGACGCCGAACUUGCGUCAAUCUACCGUACUAUGCUCGACGGCAUGCCUGCCGUCUGCAUAUGCAGACCGACGACCUUGCAGCGAAGACACUUCGAGCACACGAAAUACAAUUAUCCAAGACCUCGAUUCGGCGUAGAUCAACAAGGCGCGCCUUUCCAGGAUUGGUCCGUUGUCCCCCGGGGAAAAAAUCGUCGCCGACGACGUCUGGCAAAGGAGGACAUCGUUGCCAACGAGCUGUUCUUGGACCAAGCCGCCCCUGAUGAAAACGUCUGUGUCUUACCGGCUCCCCGUCGACCGCGACGCCCUAGGGCGUUCUCGACGGCUUUCACCCUCCAGUUCCGACAUAUUCCCACUUGCGUCUUAGACACGAUGGAGUUAUGGCACGUCCAGAAUGGUCGAUGUUUGAGUUGCAUCGCAAUGGCGAUGCGGACGUUCCCUCCUUGGAUCGUUGAAGCGCAUUCACCCGAGCGAGUAGAAGAAGGGAAUCCCAUUUAUGUGAACCAGGAUCGAGACGAGAUGAUCGAGUGGGACGAAGCCAGGAAGCGUUGGAGGCAUCUGGUGCUCGACCAUUACAGGUGGACACCGGUCCAAGAUCUGGAGGAGAGGCCUGUUGACAAUGCUGCCGAUCCCCUGAUUGUCAACGGGUCAUCCGGGCGGCCCGUGCCUCGACCCUGUCGUAUCUUCUACGGGUGUGUACUCGACACGCAUUACUAG